Molecule: messenger RNA, 6884 nt
Organism: Patiria miniata (bat star)
Lineage: Eukaryota; Metazoa; Echinodermata; Asteroidea; Valvatida; Asterinidae
Product: RNA-binding protein Musashi homolog Rbp6-like
Exons: 9
Coding region: 37-990 (317 amino acids)
Cellular component (GO): cytoplasm
Molecular function (GO): nucleic acid binding
Source: RefSeq, a predicted model, not a curated record
CUAUGUUGUUGUUUACAGGUAGAGGAUGUGACCCUAAUGAUGGACAGGCAAACCAACAGGCAUCGAGGCUUUGGUUUCGUUGUCAUGGAAACUGAGGAAGAUGUGAACAAGAUCUGCGAGAUGCAUUAUCAUGAAGUCAAAGACAAAAUGAUUGAGGCCAAGAAAGCACAGCCCAAAGAGGUCAUGAUGCCCCAGAACCAACUACGCCAAAGGACGGCACUCAUGAGGAACAUGUAUGGCAUGUAUGUUGUCGAUCCAGUUGCGCCGUGGACACCCUACACACAAGGUACCUGCGCUAACCCAAGCUUAUCUCCUUCUAUGCCGAUUCUUCUGGAGUCUGUCCCUAAUGUUAAAGGUUAUCCAGCAAACUUUGCUUUCGGACGGUCAAUUCCUGCCUACCCCCCAUUCACCCCGUAUUUUAGUGAAAACGCCCUGAGCAAUGAACAGCUGACCUACCUGAAGACGACAGGACUUGACAAGUCUGUCUGUAUCGCCUCUCCAGGCUUGCACGCCUACCCGGGCGGCUACGCGGUCAUGCCCCACCACGGACUGCAGCCAGCCGUGGACCAGCGCCGGCCCGGCAGCUACAUUCCGUACUCGUACCCGGACUACGGCUCGGCAGGGCCCGCGACUACGCUCCGGGCGGCCAACGCGCAUAACCGGACGGACGGCGGCUCGGCGGUGACCCAGCACCAGCAGGCCGAAUACAACAGGGAAUAUCACCAGGCAGCUGUGAUGAACUCCCCCUACGCUCAGCAAGGUUAUGCCCCUUCCCCCUCGCCAGUCAACAGCCGUAGCGGUUUCAACGUUAACAGCAGCCCGGGGCCCAUGGACUUGUAUGCCGUCUCCACGACUCAGGCCGACCAGAAUGCCAUGACCAGCAACUUUGUGCCGGCGGUCAGCCCGCAGCCAAACAGCUACGGAAUGGGCCAGACGUACGGUGGCACCAGUCAGACUUACAAUCCCCUUGUCCACGGCCGGAACUUCUAGAAAGAAAAAAAAAAAAGAUACGUUAUUUUUGCGGGAACGGAAAGAAUCAAGCAUCACGAUUGCCAACAGGGUUACAAAGGCAAGGGUUUAUAGAUUCGACGCAGAUCAACACUUCAAGAAAGUCCUGCGCUUUUUUAAUUAAGAAAAUAUUUUGUUUUGUAUAAAUUCCCAGGAAUGAACUUAUUUAAAUUGACCUACAAGCAACCUUUGUGUGCUCGUGUGUCUGCGUGUGUGAAAAAAAAUCAUGUACACCGGCAAUCAAAUUGGUUCAGGGGGAACAAAAUGAAACCUUUUAUGAUCAUGUGCAGAAGAGAUACAAAACUUGCAACCAAAUUUGCAUUUAUAAUCAUGUUCUGCGCACUUUAUUUGAGAUUUUCUCCCUUGGUUUUUUUUUAUUGUUAUUUUUUUUUUUUACAAACAAAGCAUGUUUGCGUGCCCGCAAGGUUGUUUAUUUAAUAUUUAUGGCAGUGGCUGUUGACCAAAGUUGAUGGGGGAAAAAAUGGCUUUUUGGGGUGGAAAAUAAGGAAGGGUAGGAGGGGGAACAGUUUGAUAGUGGAAGCCUUUUCGGCUAAAUGGGAAAAGGGCGAGCAGUAAAGUUUUAAAAAUUAAAUUAAAAAAAAAUAAACAUUGUGUGGUUAUUUAAGUGGUAAAAAAAAAAAACAGUGCAAGUUGAUGGUACGGCCAUUUUUUAUGAGUUUGUGUGAUAAUGGUUCAAAGAUAUUCGCGAAUUAUUGUGUCAUUUUUGAUCUUUAAGAAAGUUUAAAGUAAAAAAAAAACUUAAAGGACUUUUUGCUCUAUUAUUAAUUGUAGCUUGCGAUGAAGAUAUCUAACUGUCUGAGUUAUUGAAAGUGAAAAAAAAAGUAGUCUGUAGUGUUGGUUAGCAUCGUAGUCGGAGUAAUGGUAGUUUUGCAGUGAAUAUGGGUGUAGUGGUUUUUGUGUAGGUUUUGAAGUACUGCUAGUGAAAAAUCCCGUAGCUGAACACAAUAAUGUACCAACACUCUAAAAUGUGUGGGCAGUUUCUCUAUUCCGUGGUUGUUUUUUUUAAGUUUCACCUUUUUAAGUUUUAAUUUGAUUAUUGUUUAUAUAAUAUUAUUAUGAAGUAAGUUUUAAAAAUACAUCUUGUAAAGGUAUUAAUGCCAGAGUGCCAAUGAUGUCAACGGUGUAUCCCAAAGAUAAUUAACAAAAAAGUAAUUGAUAAUUAAUUGAUGCGAUUUUCUGUCAUGUUUUAACUUAAGCUGGUUUAUUAUAAGUAAACUGCAACAAGUAGUGGUUACGCUAUUAAGCUUUUCACUUUUUAUUUUCUCAAAACGGGGAACUCAGUUCAGAGAUUCAGCAACUCGUAGGGCCAUUUUUUUUAGCAGUAAUAUAGGGAAUUGUAAGUAAUUAUGUUUUACUCAUUUUCUAUUUUGUUUUGGAACAAGUUUCUAUACUUUCUAGGUUUGCGUAGGUUAUUAGAAAUCUGCAAGGUUUUAUUUCUGUGUGUGUUUUUAAUUCUUGGGUAUGUGCCAAAUAUUUUGCUCUAUUCAUGGGGCAUUCGAUGCAGCCUUGUGUGUCAUCUUAAAAGACUGGGUUUGUUUUCUGUCUCAAUCUGAGGCAAAGGGAAUGGAUGUUGCUCUGAAAUACCCCUAAAUGUCAAGCUUGAAUCAUACUGAUUUGGGCACGGGCCUUCUAAAUGCUAAUAGCGGACUGCCAAAAAAAACUACUCAGUUGCAGUAGUUGCACUCAAAAUUAUUCACUCUGUUUGCUGAACACAUAGUUCUCCGGGAAAUGCUACGCAUAGUUGAUUUUUCUCGAUAUCAUGGAAAGUUUUCCAAUGUCUGCAGUUGGGGACCACACUCCAAAGUUUUUGCUGUCCAUGUCAAAAUGGAGUGAGCAUGUUUUGGAUUCUGAUGGAUAUCUGCAACCAAUGCAAAGGGAUAUGUCUAAUCAAUUGUUACCAGACAAUUGUAGAGUUUUUUACUGGAUAUUUGUCCUCUGAAUUCAGCUUUGUCCCAAAUGCGUUGGGUCUUAAUAUGAUAUUGAAGAUUUCAUAAGAAGCGAGGAGGGAAAAAAGGGGGAAAGACAUGUACAUAUUUCGGAGAAACUUUUGAAUAUCAUGUGUUGUACAAGGUAGAACUUCACUGGAAAAACAUCAGUACAUGUAUUUUUUGUUUUUAAGGUGAGAACAUUUUGCGUAGUAAUCGCCCAACUCCUGUAUUGAAACAAGCAAAAAUUACUGCCAUAAUGCUUUUUCAUCAAAAAAAAGAGAAACUUUUUAUUUUGUAAAGUCCCUGUACAGUAACAACCUAAAGAAAUUUUUUCUUAUAGCAAUACUGGAGAAUAUUUCAGACAAGAUUUAAUUGCCAAUUAUUUUUUUUCUUCUUCGAUGUGUUUACAUAUUUCUUUAAAUGUUCUGCAAAUUUUGCCUUCUGUUUCUUUUCGGACUUGUUUUUGGGCCCAGUUAUGGCUGUGUUGUUUUGUGUGUAUCUGGCAUCUAUGCAUAGCAUUUCAUUUGUGCUGUUUUCCAAAAUUUCUGUAAAGUUUAGACUUACAUGAAUUUUUCAACCAAUUUGCAAGUUUUGGAUCAUCAAACGACCCCCAUCAUGAAAGCUAGUUACUUAGACUUAGUUUUCUAUGGAUUCUGCCAAAUUUGGGGCAUGACAAACCACCUGAUUUAUGUGGAUAAUCAUUAAUGUGGACCAAGAAAUUGUCUGUGUUCCAUUUUCGUUAUUCCCUUAGGCUAACAAGUAUGUUACAUAUCCUCUUGCGCAUACAAAAAAGAAAAAAAAAGAUGUACCAUAUUCACAUUUAUUGCUUGACAAAGAAUGACAAGAUCCUGAAUCAAAUUGUCGAAACUUGCUUUUCGAUGACCACUUUUUAACAAUAUGCAGUUGUGUAUACAAAUUGGUUUUAUAAACUCAAUGAGUCGCCCCUAGUAGUCAGUGUAUCGUGUAGUCCUGUUUCGUCCUCACAGUAAAAUAAUGUAGCUUUUCCAGUAGAUGCGUCAAUAUUUGUGUGUGCGUGUGCGUGUGUGUAUCCAUGUACAAAAAAAUCUCACUCUACCUCUGUCGAUAUAUCAUAAAGGAAUGAAUAUCAUAAAAAAAAUUGAAUGAAUAUAAGAAAGAAGAAAAUGUUGGUGUUUAAAAUCUUGUACAGUACAUCACGUCGUCGUGGCAAGUUCAGGAUAUUGUUGCCAAAAUGUAGAUCCCAUUUUAAUUUAUCGGGAUUUUUUUUCGGGGGGGGGGGUGUAAUCUUAAGGCCCAUCUAAGAUGUCAUUCAGUUAAGAAAUUAUUAAUUCUGCUUGGAAUUUUCCCCCAACAUAAAAAGGAUGCUGAAAGAAUUUUUUUUUUUUGGGGGGGGGGGGUUUAAGAAAUGCACUGCAUGGUUAUCAUGGCUGUCUUUAAUGUGCUUGCCUUAUUAAUCAAGUUUUGGGUCAAUGACAUUUGUGGGCAUCUGAUGUUGAUCUAAACAAUUAUGAAGACAGAAAUUUGCUGGAUCUUGGAGCGUAUGCUUUGUGUCAACUUUUUAUUCAAAACAAAGCGUGUCAGACUUAGGAUUUCCACAUGAAAUCCUAUUUCUGUAGCAAAGUGUUUGUUGUGUUGUACCUUCUAAGGACAUCCUUUUGCUCACUUAACAACGCAUGGAGAAUUUCUGGAUAAAAUUUUAAACCAUUUGAGGCAUAUGCUGUGGUACUGCAGCUUCAGAUAGGACUGACCCAAUAAAAUGAAAUCUUUUUUUCAAAAAAAAUUAAAAAUCUAACAAAAUGUUGCACUUGCUUGUCUGCUCCAUAUUGGAAAGGCAAAGAAAAAAUGCAAAGACAAUGAAUUUGAAAUGUUAUGAUACAAUCAUUAAAAAAAACAGUUGUGUGGCCUAAAAUGUGUUUUAACAAAACUGCAGUGUAAUUAAGAAAUUGGACAACAGUACAAAAAAGCAUUUGUGUAAAAGGAGUUAGUGUAGCGGCGCGCUGUUUUCUUCUUUUUUGCUUUUCGGGUCCAUGGUAUAUCGGUAUGUAAUGCUCCUGUGUAUAAAUAUUAUAAACAAAAAAAGUAUCCGCUGUUGUACUGCAAUUAAGGAUUCUAAUAGUAGUGUCUAUUGGUAGAUUUGUCGAGAAAAAAAAAACAACAUCAUUCAGGGAAUUCUAUAUGGAUGCAUUGUAAUGCUAUUUUUCCAUUUCUGCAUGUAAAUGCUUUAAAAAUAUGUCAAUACACUGAAGUAACUUUUUGUAAAGGAAUUUGUUCCCUUCCAUGUUUUGAUUUUAUCUAUAAUAUUAAUAAUUGAUUGUAAUUCUAGUUUCUGGGAAUGGUUGAUAUAUUUUUUAGCAUUUUUUAGGAUAUUCAAAACUCGUAGUGGUGUGUAAUGUAGUGGUUUUUUGAGAGCACUCGUAGAUUGUAGAAGUAAUGUUAAAAUCUGUCAGAUGUCUUAUGUAGAAGUUAGAAUGAAAUUUUCAAACAAAUCAUGUGUACAGUCAAUUUUGCUUUUGAAUAAUUAAUAGUAAUAACAAAAAUGGAAUGGUUAACAACUCCAGUGAUCAUGAAUAUGUAAAUUCCAGGUGGACCAAUCCAGAUGUAUAGCACUCAGUGUGGGUGUGUCCUCAUUGGAUGUAACCAAUCAGCAGCUGCUCUUGAACCAAUGAGAAUAAGGGUAUGAAAUAUGCUAAUUGUAACAUGAUUCAACCAGACAGCUGGAUUGGAUGCCCAGGAUUUACCUGCAAUUGAUCACACUUAUAAGUAAUUGAGAAAGAAACAACUCUGGAAGUUUUUACGGUUUCCUUCUUCGCUGUUCGGUUGGGUGGGCAUUUUUAUCUUUAACCUGAUUGAUCUUGUGUGUGAAUUCUACAGUACCAUUUAAGCAAAAGAAAGGGAGAUAGAAGAAGAAAAUGAAUGAAUCUUUUGCAGAUUUUUUUGUCAUAUCACCAUCUGUAAAAUAUCUUUUACGAUUAAGUAGACACCUUUAAUUGAAACAGUGGACAGUUGGGAACGGUGUGCUUCCAGAAUUGUUGAGAAAAAAAAACAAGGGGGGAGGGAGAAGUAAAAAAAAAAAUGUAAAAAAGGGAAAGUGGGAUACUUCAAUCACAAUUUCUCUGAUUCAUGCUACCUUAAUAUCUCACCCUCUCCAGACACAAGUUAAAAAAAAAAAAACCAAAUUACGUGACGGGUCAACAUUUUUUACGGAAAUUUAUGAAAAGUGUAGCUGACUAGAUUUCAGAAGUAGAUCUUUGAAACAAAAAGAUUGCAGAAGAAUCAGAAGAUUUAAAAAAUGCUAAUAUGUGAAAAAAAAUCAUUUCAAAAUUGUUGUUUUUAAUAUGAAAAAAAAUGUUGAAAUGGAUAAUAAAUUAAUUUUAUCUAUACCUGUACAUAUACAUUAAAUACAAACCAUACGUUUUUACCACUGUACAUGCCGCAAGCUGUUAAUGUGCUGCAUGCGGAAUGUUGCAGAACGGCAUUAAAACAAAGAAGAAAAAGAAUUAUUUUUUAAUACAAGAAGAGUUGUGGGGGAGUUACACGAGGCGUAGAUUCUUGUAGAUUCAGAGUAAUUCCAAUCAGGGGUCAAUUCCAGCCAGCUGCUAAGCAGAUGGAUUCACUAAGCGAAGGGUUUCCUGCUUAUGGUUACCAGCUGAAAUGUAGUACACAGAGUGUUGUUUGGCUGGUUGUAGUGUGGUAACCUCAAAAUACUGCUUAAGCACAUUCUGAAAUCUGCUAAGCAGCUCCUCGGGAUUGACCCAACAGAUCAUAGUGAUUCUUAAGGUAGCUUGAUUCAAGGUCAGGUCGGAGGGUAAAGGUCAAAUGGAUGCCUUCACAGAGUAGUUUUACUGUGGAACAUAUAACUGUUUAUAACUGUAUAAAAUUCAUGGAUUUUGUUUUUGCAGGAUUUUGUUUUUGCAUUUCCUCAAGUAAAUUAUUCUCUGUCUAAAUUAA